UAUUAGGUCAUCGAGGCGAGUCCCUUUGAAGUUCUGUCGUUCAUUCUACAAAGAGGCGACGUACCGAUCUCUGGCGGCGGCUUCUUGCGGGAUAUUCGUCGAGUCCAGAAGAUUGACAAGUACACGGAUGUUAUGCAAUUAGUUCUUCCCCCGGUGCAAAUCGGAUUCUACACUCUCAAACCGCGUGAUCUUUGCCUAAUGCGAUACUGGCGAAAGGAAGACGACGGCAGCUAUUUGAUCGUCAUGUCCUCCACAGAGCAUGCCUCGUGCCCUGAGACCAAGCAGUUUGUGCGUGCGCAUGUGGAUUCCUUUGCGAUACACAUUGGAGUGCCGCUCAGCGACGGCGACGUAGAUUGUAAGUCGUGCAAGAAGCGGAGCCUGUGUGCCUUGUACGUUCGAUACGAUCCCGAGUGUUGGAAGUCCUAUUUUGCUCAGUACGGCAACGUGGCGAUGCGGUUCUGUAUGGGUCUCCUGAGGAUGAUUGUGCAUAUCCGUGACGAAGUGCACGAGCUUAGCUUCACCUCAGAUGCGUCGUGGUUCAGCAGUGUGCCCACCGAUGGCACCCACACCACCAUACAGUACAAGAAGACACUCGCGGAAGGCGGGGAGGAGAUUGAGAGAAAGCAUCCCGAUAGUGCAGUCAAGCCAGCCAAGUUCAUCCCGUGCAGUCUGCAUAGGUCGAUGUGGGCUGAACCGAGCCCCUCCAGCUUCCGCGUGCGAGGUCCAACGUAUCUGGAGGAUGGUAAGAAGGUCAAAGCCACCGCCUCCCCCUUCAGGCUUGUGGGAAUGGAUAUGUUAUCCUUUACUGAUUAUUUGACGUGCUUCAACGUCUGUGCGGAUUCGAGCAACAUAAUACGUCGCAUGAAUGAAAAGGAGCAGGCGGAUUCGGAAGUUCCUUACACAUUUGCCGUGAACUUCGUUCUGCCAGGGCGAGAAAACAUUUGUAUCGUCUGCUAUUUCCAGCCAAGCGAGAAGGACUGGAGAGACGACCCGAAGUAUUCCAAGUUCAUGGAGUCCUUCCUGGACUUCGUUGAUGGCGACGAUGACUACCGGAACGCUCGCUUCAAGAUCAUUCCCUUUCUGGCGGAGGGCGGGCUAAUUCUCAAGAAGACACUCGGGUCGCAAUUCUUGCAGAAGCCUACUCUACCAGGGAAGAAGGGCGUCAAAAUGCAUCAUCACAGAGGCGAGAACUAUUUCGAGGUUGAUAUUGACAUCGGUUCCGAACCCCACGCACGCGAUGUAACCAAGCUGCUCAAAGAGAGCCUGCGCAAUGUUGUGAUCGAUGUUGCCAUCCUCUUUGAGGCGCAAGAGGUGGAUGAACUACCCGAGAUGAUCCUCGGAACAGCACGCUUGAGCAAGGCAAAUCUGGCGAACGCCAAACGGAUGGUGGUGGAUGAUAACUUGCCUGAAAGUAUCAGAGAUCUGAUGAUCAGGGAUAGAGUCUCUGGCAAGAGGGUCAUGGCCAACUCGCGAUCGCCCAUUCCGUUUGAAACGGAGAUGUUUGUCGGAAAUGUGAUCUUCAAGUUUAAUACCGACCCGGUAGAUCCUGUGUACGCUCCUUACUUUGAGGGGAAGAAGCGAAUGUUCGAGAUCCAAGUGCAGGGGCGCUUCAAGAACAAGACAGACGCCAGCUUGUGCCUGCUGGGAUUGGAAGGAACUUACCAUCUGGAGCUGGGAAUGUUUGGAAAGGGUCUCGUACACGUCCUCACGAAGUUCGUGUUUGCGAUAACACCGGGUGCUCAAGCGCACAUGGGAGACAAACACUCCAGCAACGAACCGUGCUUGAACCCAUGGAUGCUCUGCAUGCCUUUAGCUGGCACAGUAGAUCGAUUCAUAGAGACGCCGCCGGGAAAGCAGCCCCCUAAGGUUGGCGUAGACAUGCUUCCAGAAGUUACUACGAAGGCCGAGUGGCAGAAAAUCAAGGAUUACUCCCCUGAGAAUAUUUACAGUAUAAGCAUGCACGGCAUGUACGUCGACUUCGUGAGGUGGCUGGCCGUGGGUAUACCAGGCGUGGGCCAGAUAGAUCUGCGUAAGCUACUCGGUGUGCAGCCGUUGAGGAUAGUGGCAUUUGCAACUCCGCCAGGACAUGUUGGUGCGCUAACGCAGAAUGAUAAGAAGUAUCUCUUUGACUUCGAGCUGAAUCCUCCUGGGGAGUGAUCAGAUCGACAGACGACGGCACCAAUCGUUUACUUUAGCGUGAUUUCCAAUCUACUACAUUUUUAGCGUGAUACAAAUUGUGAGUUUAUAUAUUUGUUGAGAAUGGACUUGGGUACGGCUGCGUUUGAGCUGCUGGCACUAAUUGGCCGCGUCAAAGCCAAGGUGUAUGCGUCGCAUUCGAAUUAGCCGUGUGUACACACACAGGACAGAGUCUCAGUACUUCUCACACUCGCCCUUACUGCCAAUUGCAUACAUGUAGUAGGCCGUAUACCAGUCUCCCACACAUAAGGCCCCAGUGCUCCAGCCGAGCGUCCAUUGUAUGGAACGAAUCACAGUUUUCAACCGCAUUGCUCUCCAAGAACACUGACGUGAAUAAGCAAUGGCGUAGUCGAAUCCACCAUCUCGACUUCCAUUUUUCUAUCGCACCGUAUAGAAAAUCUCGACUGGGGAAGAUAGUUCACUACUUGGAGACGCGGCGAAAAAAAACCCCGCACAUAUAUUAGGCUAGCUGGACGUCACACGUAGGUAUCCAGCUCACAGCAAUACCACUUUGCAUUAACGUGCAGCAAUUGUCUUCAUACCUCACCUGAUGGUAGAUUCAAGAGUGAAAUAAGAAUAAACUCCAUUCAGCCUCGAUUCAAUAAUCAGCCGAUGUACACCUCAAUGAGGAAAAUAAAGUGAAGGCUCUGAGGGUGACAAAUGUACCUCUAAAUCUUCAUGGAGC
Molecule: messenger RNA, 2881 nt
Organism: Sphaeroforma arctica JP610
Lineage: Eukaryota; Ichthyosporea; Ichthyophonida
Exons: 9
Coding region: 133-2157 (674 amino acids)
Molecular function (GO): lipid binding
Source: RefSeq, a predicted model, not a curated record